This is a messenger RNA of Carassius gibelio (silver crucian carp), 1330 nucleotides long. RefSeq names its product 1-phosphatidylinositol phosphodiesterase-like. Gene Ontology annotation, molecular function: phosphoric diester hydrolase activity. The record is from RefSeq and is a predicted model, not a curated record. The transcript has 3 exons. The coding region runs from base 31 to 939 and encodes 302 amino acids. Lineage: Eukaryota; Metazoa; Chordata; Actinopteri; Cypriniformes; Cyprinidae. Gene Ontology annotation, biological process: lipid metabolic process.
ACUAAAAACACUGCUGUGAUCGACACUCGGAUGUCCAUCAAAAAGUGUGAGACAAUGAAGAGGAUGGGAGUUUCUGGAAAAAUUAUGUGUAUCCUAAUGCUGCUACUGCACAAGAGUAGUCAGCAACAAGUGUUUAAUGAUGAAAAUACACUCCAUCUCCCUGAAAAUUAUGACAUUGGCUGGAUGAAAAUGCUGGAUGAUAACAUGUUCAUUUCUCACAUCACUAUUCCUGGUACACAUGACAGCUUGGCCCUUCAUGGAGGACCAGCAGCAGAAUGUCAGGCAUGGUCGCUACAGCACCAGCUAAAUGCCGGCAUACGCUACUUCGACUUGAGAGUGUCUGGAGAUGAUCUGAAAGUUGUGCAUGGACCGUUUUCCCAACGUACAACAUUCUUUGAUGCUUUCAACACAAUAAAGAACUUUUUAUCUAUACACCAAACAGAGACAGUGUUGGUCAGACUUAAGCAUAGCAGCACAUUUCCAGAUCGUGUUAUAUCCCAGCUUAAAUCUGAUUCUAAUAGUUGGGUUGAGAAUGAAAUACCAAGAAUUCAAAAUGUAAGAGGAAAGGUUGUUUUCGUACAAAAAAAUAGCUUUAGUCUGGGUGUCUCUCUAAAUGAAACUGAUAAACAUGGUGACUAUAAAGUAGGAAAUGUAGAAAAAAAGAAAGAUAAAAUCAUUGCCCAUCUGAAUGAGGCUAUAGAAGCAUGCAGAUCUGGUUAUGUUGUUUUGAACUAUUCAAGCGGCACAGGUUUUCCUUUUUUAAGGGUAGACAACUCCCCAAAACACUUGGCAAAAGAAAUCAACCUUUGGCUAUAUAAUAAUCUCAAAGGCGCUUAUGAAGAAAAAAAAGAGUUUUGUUUUGGGGUUAUAGCCAUGGACUUUCCAGGCUUUGAUUUAAUACAAAUGGUCAUAAAUUUUAAUAAACAGGUAGGCAUAUAAGUCUGUCAUUUUUACAGUACAAUUUGUUAAUUAAGCAUACACUUUAGUGGGACAGAAGUGUGCAUUUUCUAUUUUAUUAAUGACAAAGCAUCAUUGCCGCCUUGUCUAUAUUUAAAAAUUACGGAGCCCUGCACAUGACAUGGCAUUCAGGGAAACAUUUUUUAGGUAAUAGUAGUAAAUGGUAAUCGUGUGCACGUUUAAGUACAAUGAGGGAAUGAAUUACUAAAUCGUGCGCACUAUUUAUAAAUUUUUUUCUUGAAUGUUAUGUGCGGGGCUCCGUGAUAUAUUUACCUUUUUCUGUGUUUUUUUUUCUGGUUAUCAAGCUUUUUCUUUUAACUUUAAACCAUGUAGUCUUGACAACAGCAGAUGAGUUGAAUAAACCUGAAAUUAG